CUUUUGUGUGAUCGUUGGUUUUAGGUCCGCCCCCUCGCCUGUUCUCAAGUAGGUCCUGUGGAGAGAGAAUAAAUAGGCGGGCAUUGCGCGGGGCUUCUUUAUUGAGCAGCUUGACUUUGUGAGAGCAGCACCAUGUCUGGAAGAGGAAAGGGUGGCAAGGGACUCGGCAAAGGAGGCGCUAAGCGCCACCGUAAGGUUCUGCGCGAUAACAUCCAGGGUAUCACUAAGCCGGCUAUCCGCCGUCUGGCUCGCCGUGGUGGUGUUAAACGUAUAUCCGGUCUGAUCUACGAGGAGACUCGUGGUGUACUGAAGGUGUUCUUGGAGAACGUCAUCCGCGAUGCAGUCACAUACACCGAGCAUGCCAAGAGAAAGACCGUCACCGCUAUGGAUGUGGUGUAUGCCCUGAAACGCCAGGGACGCACUCUUUACGGCUUCGGCGCGCUCAACGCUAUGGCAAGAACUAAGCAGACUGCCCGUAAAUCCACUGGUGGCAAGGCGCCCAGGAAGCAGCUCGCCACCAAGGCUGCUCGCAAGAGCGCUCCGGCUACCGGCGGCGUGAAGAAGCCUCACCGUUACAGGCCCGGCACCGUGGCUUUGAGAGAGAUCCGUCGCUAUCAGAAGUCUACUGAGCUGCUCAUCCGCAAGCUGCCCUUCCAGCGCCUGGUGAGAGAAAUUGCUCAGGACUUUAAGACUGACUUGCGUUUCCAGAGCUCCGCUGUGAUGGCUUUGCAGGAGGCGAGCGAGGCAUACUUGGUCGGCCUGUUCGAGGACACCAACCUGUGCGCCAUCCACGCCAAGAGAGUGACCAUCAUGCCCAAGGACAUUCAGCUGGCCCGCCGUAUUCGCGGAGAGGCCUGGAGCAGUGCAGUUGCUGUACCACACAGAAAUGGUACAGCUGUAGAAGUUCUCCAGUAUCCUGUAGCACAGACAGGACUUUUAAAGUGUCCUCAGCAAUCACAGGCGUUGUUGAGACAAGUCAAGAGGUCCGCCCCCUCGCCUGUUCUCAAUUGUGAGAGCAGCACCAUGUCUGGAAGAGGAAAGGGUGGCAAGGGACUCGGCAAAGGAGGCGCUAAGCGCCACCGUAAGGUUCUGCGCGAUAACAUCCAGGGUAUCACUAAGCCGGCUAUCCGCCGUCUGGCUCGCCGUGGUGGUGUUAAACGUAUAUCCGGUCUGAUCUACGAGGAGACUCGUGGUGUACUGAAGGUGUUCUUGGAGAACGUCAUCCGCGAUGCAGUCACAUACACCGAGCAUGCCAAGAGAAAGACCGUCACCGCUAUGGAUGUGGUGUAUGCCCUGAAACGCCAGGGACGCACUCUUUACGGCUUCGGCGGUUAAACGCUUACCUACCAAAUAACGUUAACACAACGGCUCUUUUAAGAGCCACC
Molecule: messenger RNA, 1385 nt
Organism: Silurus meridionalis
Lineage: Eukaryota; Metazoa; Chordata; Actinopteri; Siluriformes; Siluridae
Exons: 5
Coding region: 133-1335 (400 amino acids)
Biological process (GO): nucleosome assembly
Cellular component (GO): nucleosome
Molecular function (GO): protein heterodimerization activity; DNA binding; structural constituent of chromatin
Source: RefSeq, a predicted model, not a curated record